Molecule: messenger RNA, 864 nt
Organism: Schistosoma turkestanicum
Lineage: Eukaryota; Metazoa; Platyhelminthes; Trematoda; Strigeidida; Schistosomatidae
Source: the annotation of a GenBank genome assembly
AAUAUUACCAAUGAAAUCUCUGCCGGUAGUCAUUAUGCAUUGAAAUCUAUACCACCAAAUAAGGCAUUUAUUGAAAUUUCAUUCGAAUACAAUGGUAAUGUGUAUCGAGGCAAAUUGGAACUACAUUUACAAAUGGAUGAGUAUAGUGUGAUUGAAUUUGAUUCGCGUAAAGAAUAUGAAUCUUGUAAUUUGCCUUUAGGAUUACGUCGUACUACAAAUUUAGGACAAUUAUGUUUAACAUUGUAUGCACCAUAUUGGAUGAUCAAUAAAACUGGCAAAGAUUUAACUUAUAAAUCUGUUGAUGAUAUUGAAACCAGUCAUCCAGCUGCAUAUACUGGUGCAUUACUUUAUUCAUCUUUAUCGAAAUCAUUUUUUGGUAAACGUAAAAUACCACGGAAUGAAAGUUUUCAUUCAUUCGGUUCUGAUGAAGUAGUCGAUGAAAGUGAACACUUACUCUCUUCACCAAAUCAAUUAUUACAAUCAUAUAUGUCAAUAUCCAAUGAUCAUAAUAAUAACUACGACGAUCUAAUGAAUCAUGGUGCUGCAGAUGAAACAAUCACAAUGGAACAUCCAAUGCCAACCACGUCGUUAUCUAAUUCUAACCGAAUGUCAGGCUAUUCAAAAAUCAAUUCACCAUCAUCACAAUCAUCAUCUCGUCCCGGUGGUGAGUCUACCAAAAAAUGGUGGCAUCGUGUAAGCGAUUCUUGUCAUUCUGGUUGUUGCUGUCGAAGUACAUCGAGAAAAUGUAGAACUCGUACACUGAGAACAACUGGUUAUGAUCGCCUAUUGAAAUUAGAACAUAAAAUGCAGGUUUCUGCCAGUAGUAUUUUAAUGACUCUCGAUUAUUAUUAUCAUUAUUGUUAU